AUGUUUGCCGAUAUCGAUUUGACUGGAGACACCCUCCCAAAGAAGAUUCGCAACGCUGAAAUUGCACAGUACAACUUCAUCGUCGUGGUCGGGGAGGCCGAAGCUAACGUCAAGGCCGUGAAUGUCCGUAAUCGUGAUGACGUUGGAAACAAACAACGCCAGGACGAGGUUAUUCCUCUGGAUGACUUUGUUGCUAAGCUUCUUUCACUCAAGACAGAAAGGAGACUAGAGAACAAGUUGUUGUAG
Molecule: messenger RNA, 246 nt
Organism: Rhizoctonia solani
Lineage: Eukaryota; Fungi; Basidiomycota; Agaricomycetes; Cantharellales; Ceratobasidiaceae
Product: glycyl-tRNA synthetase
Exons: 2
Coding region: 1-246 (81 amino acids)
Biological process (GO): threonyl-tRNA aminoacylation
Molecular function (GO): threonine-tRNA ligase activity
Source: RefSeq, a predicted model, not a curated record